Messenger RNA from Bombyx mandarina (wild silkworm), 2573 nucleotides. RefSeq lists its product as uncharacterized. Lineage: Eukaryota; Metazoa; Arthropoda; Insecta; Lepidoptera; Bombycidae. Gene Ontology annotation, biological process: positive regulation of transcription by RNA polymerase II. Gene Ontology annotation, cellular component: nucleus. The record is from RefSeq and is a predicted model, not a curated record. Gene Ontology annotation, molecular function: zinc ion binding; transcription cis-regulatory region binding; DNA-binding transcription factor activity, RNA polymerase II-specific.
AUGGCCGAGGGUGAGAUACCUGGUGAGGCCGAAGUGGUCGAGCUUGGUGCGGAGGAGCCGCUGGUUUGUCGGGGGUGCCUCGCCAACGCCGGCGAAAUGAAAAACAUGUACGAUUGGGGACUGAAUGAGGAAUUCUUCAAGAUUACCGAUAUAAAGGCUAUCAGGACGGAGAACAUCUCUGAAUUCCUUUGUACGAACUGCGAGGAUAUGCUAAUGAUCUGCAAAAGAUUUAAAUCACAAUGCCAGCAAUCAAACAGCAUCAUGAUGAACUGGAUCAAGACAACGACAUCGGAUUCAUCGGUUCCGCAGAAUAUAACUCGUCACAUCCUGACCGAGAAUAAGCUGACCGUAAUCCUGCUGGCGCCGGACCGUCUGGCCAAAGUCUACAUUACGUGUCCCUUGGACUGCAACGAGAAAUAUAUAAAGAAACGGGAUCUCCUAACGCAUUUGAAUAGAAAACACAACUACAGCAAGGACUUCGCUGUGGAAUUGCAGUAUUACUGUUCGUAUGAAACGUGCACUUACAGCACGAAAUUCGGCAGCAAAUGGUUCGCCGAACGCAAGUUUCUGAAUCAGCAUUACAACAAAGUGCACAGCAUUAAAGUCAUUGAAUGCGAGCGGUGCAACAAAGGCUUUCCUUCCGAGACGGAUUACGCGAGACACGUACCUGCUUGCAGUAAAACAUUUCAGUGUCCGUUGUGCAAUAAAGAGUACGCUUCGAGAGAUCGCUACACUGUGCACCUGCUAAGGAAACACCCGCAGAUACAUAAAGAGUUCAAGAUUAAUAAUAAAGCGGAAAAACGCAAGUCCGCUGUGCUCGCGAAGAACAAGAAAAAGAAAAAGGAAUCUUUCGAAGAUUACAUUUGUGAUAGUCCGAAACGCAGUUCAGCGACUCAGACGCGGCUCGAUGAUAAAAUUAAGAAUGACGUCACGCUGCCGUCUUGGUCCGUGCCCGGCAGGAGCGACGGCCUCGAAAUCAAAACAGACGAGAUAUCGACGCAGACUGUUUUCGAAGAUCUGUUGUCUAUAAAAUCACAGACGAGCGAAGACGAAUCGAUAUUUAGUUCGGAAACAGUAUCGCUGUCUGAUAUACAAACUCAAACCUUUCCGAUCGAAUUUGGUUUAAGUCGUUCGAAUAAGGAGACGGUCACGAGCGAGACCCAGUCACCGGAUUUGAGUAUUAAAGAGACCCAAACGUGUUUAUGCUUAUACGAAACACCAAAAAGUGGAGGUAGAUAUCAGGACGGCCUUUCAUCAAGUCCGUGCAGCAACAAUUUCAUAUCAACGGAGACUCAAACGGGCGACCUCAAGUGCUGCGUCAAAUCGGAUGUGCUUUUGAGCUUUAAUUCGACCGAAACUCAAACUUGCUUCGACGAUGACACCCAAGGAAGCGAUAACAUUAUGUGAUAUUUGGAGUUACUGUAAGGUUUACCUUGAUGAUAUACUUUUGAUAUAUGUAUUUUUAUUUACGGAGUAUUUAAAAGAACGAAUCGUGAUAGAUCAAUAAUAUUUGUGUGAAGCUGAAAAAGCAUUAUCUUUCUUGGCUGGAAAUAAAUCAUUCAAUGGAUUCAGAACGGUGGAAAAGUUGAAAAGUAUAAUGUUAAACUAAUCCUGCUGCUGCGAUUAGAUCCUCUAGUAGGGCAAACAAUGAUCAGCUCUUUCUCAAGUUCAAACUUAUUUGUGUUAAAUCAUUUAAUAUAGUUCUGUUUUAGUGGCGGUAAUGCGUCGGACAGCUGUAAUAUAAGUGUGAAAAUGUUAUGUACAUGUCGGUGAAUACGGUAGUUUUGAAAUUUAAAUGAUUUUCAUAGUACGAAGGCAGCAUGAACCCUCAGACGCGAUCGCUGGAUCAGUUGCCUCAGAUUGUAACUAUUCAAAUAGCUUCAUAACUUAUCUGAUCGAUUGAAGUGAUUGCGAAGUGAAUCAUCAGUUGUGGUACUAUAUCAGUGCUUCUUACUAUUCCCCCUCCCACAUCACUUGCUUCUUAAUAUUCCCCCUCCCACACCACUUGCUUCUUACUAUUCCCCCUCCCACAUCAUUUGCUUCUUACUAUUCCCCCUCCUUUAUAACUUGCAUCUCGCUGCCUCAUUAGCCAAAAAACUAGUGCUAUUUUAUUUAUUGCCUUCUGUGAGAUAUCAAACCAAUUCCUAAACGCAUUCGAUACCUGUCAUUCUAAAAUGUAGCUAUCUCGCUCUUAACUCAACUUCCGUCCUGUCUUUUUCCUAAAUGUUCGGUUAAGUGUGCGUAAGUUAAGUGUGUGUGUAUUAAUUAAUUAAGUGUUUUAAUCCAUAUAUGAAAUCUUCUAUAUAUUGCGCAUAAGUUUAAAAGUUGUUUACUUACAUUCAUUUGCAUUGUACAGAAUAGUAUUUAAAUAAUUUUGAAAGUAAAAAUUUGAGUAUUGAGAAUCGCUGCUCCAGAUGCUGCGAUCUUCCACUGUCCAGCUCUCGUGAAUUGCGCCACGAAAACCCAAUUUCUUGCAUACGGAAUCGUUGGUUAAAACGUUUAUUUAUGAUUCGGAGAUACUUAAAUGUUCUUUGUUAGUAUAAAUCAUCAAUAAUAAAUAUGUAAAGAAUGUG